This is a messenger RNA of Periconia digitata, 790 nucleotides long. Lineage: Eukaryota; Fungi; Ascomycota; Dothideomycetes; Pleosporales; Periconiaceae. The record is from the annotation of a GenBank genome assembly.
CAUCUUAACAAUGCACUACACCGCGCGGGAAAGAUUUUUGCAGCUCAUUCAUCGUAGCCGCGGCAGCAGCGCCUUGAAGCAAGACAUUAUCGAUACAGCCACGACUAUCUCUAAAACACCACAGCCUCCAUCUGUAGUGCAGCAGCAUCCAAGGAUUUACGACUACGGUGUCUUAGUCCUUGGUAUCACAGAGGAUGAAAUCCCAACUGUUCUUGACAACAUAAGCGGGAAACCACCUGAUGACCCGUAUGCUCAAACGACAAGCUCCCGGGUUAAAUAUCAUGUAGACGGCAAUAUAGUCCUUCUGGAUUACUUUGGACCUGACGAAACGGUGUACACCGCAAUACUUGAACAAUGUAUGCGAACCGCAAAUGGAUUCAUGUUUCUUUAUAAUAUUGCAAGUAGAGAGGGGUUUGAGCAGAUACGGCCGAGAUACAGUGACGCACUGAGAUUUCAGAGAGAACCGUAUGGGCGUAAACCCCUCUCUUUCUCUCUCCCCGCUAUCAUCAUCGGCUAUAAUAAUGGCAAGGAGGAAGAGCGCGAGGUGCCAAAGGAGAAAGGCGAGUUGCUUGCACGAGAGUUGGGGUGUAAAUUUGUAGAGAUAGAGAAGUUGGAAAAGAAUGGAAGGGACGCGGUGCAUAUAUUGAUUAAAGAGAUGAUAAAGGGUGAAGAGUUGUCACCGUCAAGAAGUGAGACUGAGGAGAAGGGGGCAACGGAAGGGGAAAUGCAAAGCGAUGUAAAACGUCGAAGCGAGAAGAGAUGGUGGAAGAGACUAAACAGAAAUAAUUAG